Messenger RNA from Fragaria vesca subsp. vesca, 1393 nucleotides. RefSeq lists its product as uncharacterized. The record is from RefSeq and is a predicted model, not a curated record. Bases 11 to 1393 code for a protein of 460 amino acids. Lineage: Eukaryota; Viridiplantae; Streptophyta; Magnoliopsida; Rosales; Rosaceae. The transcript is spliced from 5 exons.
UCCUCUCACUAUGGCUCCGCCGGAAAAAAAACAAAAAAAGAAACCCAAUUCCGGCGAAAUGAAGAAGACUCCGUCAAAAGAGAUCGUCGCCAGUCCUCCCCCUUGUUUCUAUUUCAACCGCGGCUCGAGAGUCGAGGUCUGGUUUACCGAACAAGGCGCAUGGUUUCCCGCUCAUGUCCUCGACUCCAACUCAAACCCGCUUCGAAACCGGAAGCGCCGUCUGCUGGUGGAGUACGAGACUCUUGUCUCCGACGACGACUCCUCGAAGCCCUUGACGGAGGAGAUUGAGGCGUCUUUGCUCCGGCCGGCGCCGCCGGAGGAGAGUGAUGAAGGGUUUGAGGAGCAUGACGUGGUGGACGCGUUUCAUGUGGAGGGGUGGUGGCGUGGGGUGGUGAUGAGUGUUGAUGGGGACAAGUACACUGUGGGGUUUAAGAGCCCGCCGGAUUUGCUGGAGCUUGGGCGCGGCGAGCUAAGGCGGCAUUGGGAUUGGUGCGGCGGCGCGUGGACGAGGGUGGAGAAGGAGAUGAUGAUGCAAUUGGAUUUCAGCCCCUGGGAUGAUGUUGAAGUGAAUCUACACAAGGAACGUCUUUGGUGUGCUUGGACACCAGCAACUUAUGUUGGUCCUCUAGGGGGAAACUCUUUUUUGGUCCGUUAUGCGAGGGCAAAUAACGGUGAGGAAAGAGCAGUUGUGUCACGCCAUCAGAUUCGACCUUGCCCUCCACAACAAGAGGAAGGAAUUUGUGACUUGAUGUCAAUGGUUGAUGCAUACCAUGAUAGGAGUUGGUGGGUGGGAGAUAUUACAGCAGUACUUACAGGGGAAAAGUACGUUGUCAAAUUCAGAUACAGCAAGCAGGAGAUAGAAUUCAGUCGAUCUGACCUGAGGCACCACAUGGAAUGGAACGGUAGCAAAUGGUUGACUACUGAGGCACUUGAAGAAUCUAUGGUCAAUGAGGAACAGUUAAGAUAUGCAAAAAGCAGUUACAGAAACUCUGAAGGAAAAACACCUUGUUAUACUAAGUCUCGAAUGAAGCAGUCGACUGUUUUCGUGGAUAAAACACCUCGUGGAAAUACCAUUAAGAAGCUCAAAUUAUCUCAGCUUCCUGAUAAUGGUGCAACAUUUUCAAGUCCAACUCUUUCCAAGAAGUUAAAAUUGGAACUCUCAGAAGACUCCUUAUCUCUAGCAGCAUUAUUUGGCAGGGCAACACCAGUUAACAUAUCCAAGAGUAAAGGGCAUGGAGAGAAGUCUGAGCAACAGCUGGUUUGGCAUAUGGAUGGUGAAGCAACCAGUCCUGUUAAAAAAGGGGGUAGACAACGAAAAGCACCAGUUAAUAGCCAAUCUCCUGGUGUUAAACAAAAUGGUAGAAAGGCUAGACGACCAAAAUUGCAUGGAUAA